Messenger RNA from Rosa chinensis, 1199 nucleotides. Its product is annotated as proteinaceous RNase P 1, chloroplastic/mitochondrial. Lineage: Eukaryota; Viridiplantae; Streptophyta; Magnoliopsida; Rosales; Rosaceae. Gene Ontology annotation, biological process: tRNA 5'-leader removal. Gene Ontology annotation, molecular function: ribonuclease P activity. The transcript has 7 exons. The record is from RefSeq and is a predicted model, not a curated record. Bases 234 to 872 code for a protein of 212 amino acids.
AGUACUGCAGCAAAAGCAGCACCACCUUCUUCACUCCAUCACCACCCUCUAAAUGGCUCGAUUAUUAUGGACCUUUUGAAGCAGUGGUGGAUGGAGCUAAUGUAGGUCUUUUCAGCCAGAAGAAAUUCAUCACAGCCAAGGUCAAUGCUGUCGUUAAUGGCAUACGCCAGAAGCUUCCUUCGAAGAGAUGGCCACUCAUUGUUCUUCAUAAUAGGCGUAUCACUGGAGGCAGAAUGGAUGAACGGGUGAAUAAGGCGUUGAUUGAGAAGUGGCAAAAUGCUGAUGCUCUCUAUGCAACGCCUACUGGGUCAAAUGAUGAUUGGUACUGGUUGUAUGCUGCAAUUAAGUUCAAGUGCUUACUUGUGACAAAUGAUGAGAUGAGAGACCAUACAUUUCAACUUCUUGGGAAUGAUUUCUUUCCAAGAUGGAAAGAAAGGCAUCAAGUGCACUUCAGUUUCUCUGAAGGUGGUCCAGUGUUUCAUAUGCCUCCUCCUUGUUCUGUUGUAAUUCAGGAAUCAGAGGAAGGGCACUGGCACAUUCCAGUGGUGUCAGAACAUGGUUAUGAAGCUGAAAGAAUGUGGUUAUGCAUUAUGCGAGCUAAAUCACGUGAGGCAAGGAAGGAUUCUGCAACCAGACCUGAAGAUGCAGAACCUCAAAACAAGGGAUUUGCUAGGUCAGCUACCAGAACUGGCAUUGAGUCACAACCGUUGAAAAUUGCGAACCACAAAUAUACUAAACACCGACCCCAGGAAAUUCUAAAGAAUCUCAAAGAUAUUCUAUCAGGUUCCACAAUCUCGAAUCAUCGUUCCAUAAUACCAGAAAUUGAGACUGCAGAGAAGAUUGGUGGAUGUACCAUUGACUUUCAAAUAUGAAGUUAAUGGCUAUCUUGUUCAGAACUUUCACCGAGGCACAUAGGUCACAAACUCCCAAUCAAUGUUUUUUCUAUAGCUGGGAGCUGAGUUUCUAGUUGGAGAAGUAUGUAGAUUUCCAUUGAAGAAAGCACUUUUUGCUAUCAGAUUUUUGCAGCUUAGAGCUAGAUUUUGUUCUUCUCCUUUUGCACGCGUAUGAGUGCAAAAUUGAAUUAUUGGAAGAAUAAUAGGAAUAUGAUGGUCCUCGUAUGGACCAUUAUCUGUAUACUCUUUCUGUAGCAUUUGACUUCAUAUUCAUAGUGCUUUGUAUAUAAUUGCAAUUUUUUUUUU